AUUUUACAAUAGCUAUAUACUGCAGUGGAGUUGAGAUCGAAAGAGAGAGAAACACAGAGAAGAGAUUCAUUUCAUAACUUUGGCAGCCAUGGGAGGAGGAAUGGAAGUGAACAAGAACACACACAUAGAAGACUGGAACGCAUUUAGAGAAAAUCUGGAACAUAAAUUUCGCUGGAAUCGUCGUAGUUUCGCAAUCAUCGGUAUAUUUGGUAUCGCUAUUCCUGUCCUUGUUUACAAAGGAAUCGUCAAGGAUUUUCAUAUGCAAGAUGAAGACUACGGAAGGCCAUACAAGAAAUAUGGACUUUGAGAGUCGUGGAAGUGUUUUGUAAUAAUGUUAGUUUUGGAGUGAACCCCACAACUUCUGAACUCACAACUCUGUUGUUCCCUUUUUGAGGUCGUGGCUAGACACCCCAAUUUGUGCUACAUUGAUAACACAAACAUCUGUUAAAAAUUAGUGAUGCUUUGUUUUAUAUUAUUUCUUAUCAUUUGUGCUUUA
This is a messenger RNA of Papaver somniferum (opium poppy), 496 nucleotides long. RefSeq lists its product as uncharacterized. Lineage: Eukaryota; Viridiplantae; Streptophyta; Magnoliopsida; Ranunculales; Papaveraceae. The transcript is spliced from 2 exons. The record is from RefSeq and is a predicted model, not a curated record. Bases 89 to 307 code for a protein of 72 amino acids.